AUGAGCUCGCAAGGCCAAAAGGUCUCAGAGGACCCGCUGGCCGAGCUCAUUACCACCUACGGCGAGCUCAACGGCGCCUUCAUCGAGGAGCUGGACGAGGAGCCGAGCCCUCUCGAGUUCAUGCGCUACGUUGCCCGCAACACGCCCUUCGUCGUUCGCGGUGCCGCAUCGUCAUGGCAGUCGAAUAAGACGUGGGAUAAGGAGUAUUUGUUGCGCAUGUUCAAAGACCAGACUGUCAAUGUAGCGGUGACACCGUUUGGCAAUGCCGACGCCCCAACCGACCAUGAAGGCAAUGUCGUUUUCGCAAAGCCGCAUGAGGAGGAUCAAGUUUUUGAAGAGUUUCUUAGCCAUGUUGUCAACCAAGAAAAGACCAACAACAGCACCUCGGAAGUCAGAUAUGCUCAAACACAAAACGACAACCUCCGCAACGAAUAUCUCCCCCUCUUCGCCCACGUGCCCCCCUCGAUCCCCUUCGCCCGCAUCGCCCUCGACCGCGACCCGGAUGCCAUAAACCUCUGGAUAGGCGCCUCCCGCUCCGUAACCGCCCUCCACAAGGACAACUACGAGAACAUCUACGUCCAAGUCCGUGGCCAGAAGCACUUUGCCCUCCUCCCGCCCUGUUGCUACCCCUGCGUCAACGAGGCGGCUCUCGCGCCCGCGACGUAUUCUCGCCGAGAGGAGGAUGGCGAGCUGGUGUUGAACCUUGACCGGGCCGAAGACGAUGAUGGCGGUGUCGAAUGGAGAGGAGGAGAAACAACACCGACGCCAGACACCAUCCCUUUUGCGACGUGGGACCCGGAUCAGCCGCAGGUCAACGCGACGCCAUACUCCCACCUCGCGGAGCCUGUCCGCGUCACGCUGGAACCCGGCGACAUGCUCUACCUCCCCGCCAUGUGGUACCACAAGGUUUCCCAGUCCUGCCCGGAAGGCGGGGAAGGCUUCGUUCUUGCUGUCAAUUACUGGUAUGACAUGGAAUUCAGCGGACCAUUAUACCCCCUCAGCACCUUUGUGAGGAACGUCAGUCUCCAAACAGCACCAGCAACUUCACAUGACUAA
Messenger RNA from Colletotrichum orchidophilum, 1056 nucleotides. RefSeq names its product phospholipase A2. Gene Ontology annotation, molecular function: 2-oxoglutarate-dependent dioxygenase activity. The record is from RefSeq and is a predicted model, not a curated record. Bases 1 to 1056 code for a protein of 351 amino acids. NCBI's taxonomy places the organism in Eukaryota, Fungi, Ascomycota, Sordariomycetes, Glomerellales, Glomerellaceae. The transcript is spliced from 4 exons.